CUAUCAAUAUUAUCAUAAAUCAUAAAUAAAAUAGGAAGCGGAAACCUCUAAACAAUCCAAACGGUAAUUUGACGUCCAGCUUUUACAAUAUCGACUCUUUCGUUUCGGCCUCGAGAAAGCUCUGGAAAGUCUCCCAUGGCGUACGUUGAACGAGGUGUUGUGAAGUCCCAGAGAUCAUUUUGGCGUCUCAAAACUAUAACUGAUUUCUUUUGGGCCAUCGUAAACGUUAUUGGUGUGUUUUUUACCACCUUGUUCUCGAUGGAAAAAUCAGAGGCAUAUAGAAAAGGAUCCGGUUCAGGAAAGAAAUGGGACGGUGGGGGCCCUGGAGGUCCUGGGUCGGGGCCCUAUGGUGGUCGUCCCCGCGGUCCACCUCGUGGUCUGGACAAUGUUCGAGGGAUUGAUCACAGCUCGUUACCUGCCUGUGGCUCGUGCUGUGGCUAAGAUAUGGCUGCUUCCAUGGUUCGUCUACAUAAAGCUGUCUCUCUAGACAAUCUUAUUUCAAUUUAAAACUGUGAGACGUGGUGUAAAUGUUGAUGGAAUGUUAAGUGCGAAUAUAUUUUAUGUCAAAGUAAAACGUAAAUCCUUCAUAAAUCAAUGAGUUCUCUCAUAAUCUCAUCUCAUCUUGAUUUUUUAA
This is a messenger RNA of Cucumis sativus (cucumber), 634 nucleotides long. RefSeq names its product selenoprotein K. The coding region runs from base 136 to 441 and encodes 101 amino acids. Gene Ontology annotation, cellular component: Golgi apparatus; endoplasmic reticulum membrane. Lineage: Eukaryota; Viridiplantae; Streptophyta; Magnoliopsida; Cucurbitales; Cucurbitaceae. The record is from RefSeq and is a predicted model, not a curated record. The transcript has 4 exons. Gene Ontology annotation, biological process: calcium ion transport; endoplasmic reticulum calcium ion homeostasis.